Messenger RNA from Mus musculus (house mouse), 12992 nucleotides. It is a transcript of the gene Prune2, whose product is annotated as prune homolog 2. The transcript has 21 exons. Gene Ontology annotation, molecular function: pyrophosphatase activity. Gene Ontology annotation, cellular component: cytoplasm. Lineage: Eukaryota; Metazoa; Chordata; Mammalia; Rodentia; Muridae. The record is from RefSeq and is a predicted model, not a curated record. Bases 585 to 9848 code for a protein of 3087 amino acids.
UUAAGUGACCACUGGGGCACUCAGUACAGUGCCAGCCAGCCAGAGAGGCGCUGGCCGAGGACAAGGCCUCCUCCUGGGGCCAGUGCCCCUCUUCCCACCUUUCCUUGCUGGCUGCUGGCUGCCUUGAGGCCUGCAGCAGUGUCACUGCAGCAGACCCUGCCUGGCACUUGGCAUGCACUUCUGGGCGCUGUCCAUGGUUGCAGCAUCUUUCAGCGCACCGCGUCAGGAGGCCACCGCGGGGCUCUGCGAUUGGCCAAGGAGCCCCUCGCCACCCCCACCAGCUGCCCCGCGUCAGGGCCCCCGAGGCGCGCGCGUGCCAGCAGGCUGGUGGCGGUCCCUGGGCUCCCGGGCGGCACACCCACUUUCCUUAUUAGGACAGAGUCGGAGCUGGAGCUGCCGCGGGGCGUGGGCUGGGCAAGCCGCCCAGAGGAAGCAAGGAGGGCUCAGUCCCGGCCGGCCCGCCUAGGGAGCGGCUGGUCCCUGCGCAAAGCGACCACUUUCUGGAGAUCCCGCUCAAGUCCACCGCAGCUCUCCUCUCUCGGCGCUCUCCAUCCGGACCCCUGGUCCCAGUUCCUAGCAGAGACAUGGAAGAAUUUUUGCAACGCGCCAAAUCUAAACUGGAUCGAAGUAAACAAUUGGAACAGGUCCACGCAGUUAUUGGACCUAAGUCAUGUGACCUGGAUUCUCUCAUUUCUGCCUUCACAUAUGCAUACUUUCUGGACAAGGUCAGUCCUCCCGGGGUCCUCUGCUUGCCAGUGCUGAAUAUCCCAAGAACUGAAUUCAACUACUUCACAGAGACAAGGUUUAUUUUAGAAGAGCUGAACAUCCCUGAAUCAUUCCACAUAUUCCGAGAUGAGAUUAACCUGCAUCAGCUGAACGAUGAAGGGAAACUGUCGAUAACGCUCGUGGGCAGCCACGUCCUGGGGAGUGAGGACAGAACUUUGGAAUCGGCAGUUGUCAGAGUCAUUAACCCCGGAGAGCAGAGUGAUGGUGAGCUGGGGUUCCCGGAGACUUCCUCCUCUCUGGUGCUGAAGGAGCUCCUGCGUGAGGCUCCAGAACUCAUCACCCAGCAGCUGGCACAUCUCCUCAGAGGCAGCAUCCUGUUCACGUGGAUGAGUAUGGAUCCUGAGCUCCCGGAGAAGCAGGAGGAAAUCCUCUCCAUCCUGGAAGAACAGUUUCCCAACCUCCCUCCGAGGGAUGAUAUCAUCAACGUGCUGCAAGAGAGUCAGCUCAGUGCUCAGGGUUUAAGUCUUGAACAAACAAUGCUGAAAGAUCUAAAGGAGCUGUCAGACGGUGAAAUAAAAGUGGCCAUCAGCACCGUGAACAUGACCCUGGAGGACUACCUGCUUCACGGCAACAUCACCAGUGAUUUAAAAGCCUUCACAGACAAGUUCGGCUUUGACGUCCUCAUUCUGAUCUCAAGCUUCACAUGGGAGGAACAGCAGAGGCAGCAGAUCGCCGUGUACUCCCAGAACCUGGAACUGUGCAGCCAGAUUUGCUGUGAGCUAGAAGAAAGUCAGAACCCUUGCCUGGAACUGGAGCCCUUCGAAUGUGGCUGUGAUGAGAUCCUGGUAUACCAGCAGGAAGACCCUUCUGUGACCUCCGACCAGGUGUUUCUUCUUCUUAAGGAAGUCAUCAAUAGGAGGUGUGCAGAGAUGGUCUCUAACAGUCGGACAUCCUCAACAGAAGCCGUGGCAGGCAGCGCCCCGCUGUCCCAGGGCUCUUCCGGGAUUAUGGAAUUGUAUGGAUCUGACAUAGAGCCACAGCCCAGCUCUGUGAAUUUCAUAGAAAACCCCCCAGAGCUCAACGAUUCUAACCAAGCUCAGGCGGAUGGCAACAUAGACCUGGUUAGCCCUGACAGUGGGUUGGCCACCAUCAGAAGCAGUCGCUCGUCCAAGGAAAGCUCCGUCUUCCUCAGUGACGACAGCCCCGUGGGAGACGGUGGUGCGCCUCACCAUAGCCUUCUCCCAGGAUUUGACUCCUACAGCCCCAUUCCUGAAGGGAUAGUUGCGGAGGAGCAUGCUCACUCCGGGGAACACAGUGAACACUUUGACCUCUUCAACUUUGAUUCAGCGCCCAUAGCUUCAGAGCAGUCCCAGCCGUCUUCCCACUCUGCAGACUACUCGCCAGAAGACGACUUCCCCAACAGCGAUUCAUCAGAAGGGAACCUCUCUGCCGGGCCUAAGGGGCUUGGUGAGAUGGGGAUCAACAUGUCCAAUUACUCCUCUAGUUCUCUUUUGUCAGAGGCUGGUAAAGACAGCCUUGUGGAAUUUGAUGAAGAGUUUAUCCAGCGACAAGAAAGCUCAGGGGAUAACUCUGAAAGAAAUUUAAGCCUGACAUGUUUUGCGGGAGAGGAGCCUUCUUCCCCUGAAAGGCUGAAGAAUCCUGGAAAGAUGAUCCCACCAACACCUAUGAACAGCUUUGUGGAAAUCUCACCAUCAAAUGAGGAGCCAACUCCACUCUAUCCUGAAGAUAUAAUCCAAAAUGCAAUUGACACCGGACAUCUGGGCCCACCUCAGGCCCGUGCACGGUGCAGAAGCUGGUGGGGUGGCUUGGAGAUUGACUCUAAAAACGUUGUAGAUACAUGGAACGCCAGUGAACAAGAAUCUGUCUUCCAGAGCCCUGAACCAUGGAAAGAUCCUAAGCCUGAGCCAGUUGAGAGGAGAACCUCAGAUUCCACAUUCCAACCAAAGAGUCUUGAAUUCUCAAAGUCAGAUCCUUGGGAAUCUGAGUUUGGACAGCCUGAACUGGGCAACAAAGAAGCCCAGGACCAGAAGGAGGAAAGCUUGCAAUACCAGCACUUGCCUACAGUAAGGCCACAUUUGACAGAUGCCUCUCCUCAUGGGACAAACCACUUGAUAGAGGACUUUGCUGCUUUGUGGCAUUCAGGACACUCACCAACAACAAUGCCUGAGCCCUGGGGAAACCCCACCGAUGCUGGUGAAGCUGCAGUUACGAUGUCCUUCCCCACCUGGGGUGCAUUUGAUAAAGAAGAAGAUAAUGCUGACACAUUAAAGAAUACUUGGAAUCUCCAUCCCACUAACAACGAGACACCUUCAGGGCAGGAACCAAGUGAAUGGGCUAUGGGCCAAAGUGGGUUUUCAUUCCCUGCAGCAGACCUACUUGACAAUCCCCUCAUUGAGGUAAAUAAAGAUGCAGCUCCAGAAAUCUGGGGCAAGAACAACAGCUCCAAGGAUACCAGUCUUACGUCUGGAAGUCCCACUUCAGAUCUGGGUCAAACGUGGAAUAAUUCUAAGCUACCAGGGGAAGACCAGAAUGGCUUGGUGGAUCCUAAAGCUACAGGGAAGGUAUAUGAGAAGGAAGGGUCCUGGAGCCUCUUUGAGGAGAGUGCUAAGAAAAGAGGGGCUGAUGUUUUAGCUCCUUGGGAAGAUUCCUUCUUGUCCUAUAAAUGUUCUGAUUACAGUGCAUCCAACAUAGGAGAAGAUUCAGUCCCAUCUCCAUUAGACACCAACUACUCCACCUCUGACUCUUACACAUCACCAACAUAUGCUGGGGAUGAAAAAGAAAUAGCAAACAAGCCAGUUGACAAAGAUAAUGGUUUUGAGGCAAAAGAUGCUGAAUUUCCUGCAGAGGGGCUUGAGGUUCUUGCAACAUCAUCACAGCAGUCUCAGAGAAAUCGAAUUGGUUCUGGUCCUGGGAAUCUAGACAUGUGGGCAUUGCCUCACACAGAAGAUAAGCCUGAAGGAAAUGACGCACAUCACCCAGAUAGCGAUGCGCUCAAGACGGAGCACGCAGAAGACAAAAAUGCUUCCAUGGAGGAUGACGUGAGGGAAAGCAGCCCGUCCAGUUACGAUGACCCUAGCAUGAUGCGACUGUACGAGGCAAACCGGCAGCUCACCCUUCUACACAGCAACACCAACUCACGCCAGGCAGCCCCUGACAGCCUUGACACAUGGAACCGAGUGACUCUGGAGGACACGCAGUCCACUGCAACGAUCUCGGACAUGGAUAAUGACUUGGAUUGGGAUGACUGCAGUGGGGGCGUGGCGAUCAGUGGGGAUGGUCAAGCAGAAGGUUACAUAGCUGCAAACAGUGAACCUGAAACCCGGUUCUCAGUGAAGCAGCUGGAACCAUGGGGUACAGAACAUCAGGAAGCAAAUCAGGUAGACUGGGAUCUCUCUGCCUCUGCUGAGCCCACAGGGGAUCCUGGUCCCAGUGAAUACCAGACCCUAAAUGAGAAAACUGGGCAGUUAAUUGCAAACAGUAUUUGGGAUUCUGUCAUGGGAGAUAAAAAUAUGCCAUCAUUCAGAUUACCUAGCCCACCAAAUACUGUAGAUAUGGAACACGGCACUUGGCCUUCUGAAAGUCCCAGGCACUCAAAUGGUAAGGACAGCCACAUGUUAGAAGCCUCUAGACUCAGUGAGUCGGGAGGGCUUACGUCUCAACCUGUCAACCAGGACACGUGGGGAGACUCCCAAGGUGACACAGCAUCCUCGGUGACCGGACUGGCAAGUCCAGAACACUUUGCACAGUCAGAUCCAUGGACAGGCCAUACUUAUGGGCAGAGUGAAAGUGAGAUUGAAGGCCUGGUGGCCUCUGAUUGUGAGCAUCUUGACAAGGAGGCAGCGCUAGGCUCUGGAGUGAAUGGUGCCCCGUGGGCUUUUGGAAAAAAGCCCAGGGACCAGGAAUUCUCUUCUUCAGAUGCAUUUGAACACCAAGACAUCUCCAGUGCAUCAGGCAAAAUCAGCUCUCUUUCAGUCACCUCCAGUCCUCAGAGUGAGGAACCAGGGGAGGCCUUAGAAGUCGAGAAGGAGCCUUUCAUUCUAGACUCCCUUGCUGUGCAAACAGAGACAUUCACAUGGGAUUUGCAAAGCAAAGACACCCAUGAAGAAUCUCUAGUGGAUCAUAGAAAUUUAGGUGAAGCCAACACAACAUUGGAUAGGAUUAAUCCAAUGAAAAACAGGCCCUUAUCUGGAAUGGAACUUGAGAAAACUGAAGCCUGUACCAUUCUGAAGCCAGAAAGAGCAAAUGGAAAACUACUUUAUGAAUCUUCUCAAGACUUUGGUGUUUGGGAUGGCCCGAUGGAUAGUGAUGUGUGGGAUAGUCAUAUAAGUUAUGAGACAGCUAUGAAUUCUACAGGUCAGAGAACUGAGGAAAGAUCUCUAGAAGCCCUUUCACCAGGAAACUAUGACAGAGACAGCCUCUCUAGUGGGUGUACGCAUUCCAGUGCAUCAAGUCCUGACCUACAUGAUUCCUCAGUAGCCUUGUCCUCCUGGACUUACGGACCCAGUGCUGAACAUCAGAAAGAGAAUCAUGAUGAUGCGAACAAACAGAUUCACCAAGAAUCAGAACUAUUUACCACCGAAGCCCAUGUAGAUGUCAUUACUGAAAUGAAGGACUUUGUAGAAAACAGGGAGGAUGGCUUUGGAAAGAUGUCCAAUCAGGAAGAUCCUCAAUUCCCAGAGAUUCCAAAUGAUCCCUUCAACAGUGGUCCCUCAUCCUCUUCAUCCAGCCUUGGAGCAGAUAAAUAUUCAGAAUAUUCUCAUGCAUAUCAGGAAGGGGAUCUAACGACUAAACGUCAAGAGGAAAAUGAACUUGGUUUUCUGGAAAUUGUGGAGCCAGAGGGUACCAGGAUCAUAUCCACAAGCUCAGGUUCUGGCAAUGACAGUGGGGGUGACGAAGAGUUGCUAGAGAAGGAGCUCCAUUUGGCCACAGUUGCUCAGAGUGAAGCUGGGGCUUGCACUUCAUUGCAUGAACCUGCGUUCUCGGCCACAGAGCAUUCCAAGCCUGAGUUUUCUGUCUUUGUGGGUAGUUUGGAGUCAAUAGAGAAAGAGAACAAGUCAAGCCCGUUCAGUGACAGUCAACAGAGCAGCCCUGGUCAGUGGAUUUUGUCACCACUCAUGCAGGCUGACACACAGGACACAUGUAAGGAGGAGACCAGAGCUGCAGAAACGGGGACAAUGGAUACCACGUGGCAUGGAUCUGCCAGCACGGAAGCUAAGAAUGGGGACCCUGACAAAUUGGAAAUGCUUGGCUUCUCAGCUGACAGCACUGAGUGGUGGAACGCUGGGGCACAGGAAGGGAGAGCAAACGCCGGUAUGUCUGCAGAGGAGUUGUCUAACUCAGAGGGUGAGCUAGAGCCUACUUCUCCAGUGUUCCAGAACGCUGGUCCGUGGAGCUUACCCAUUCAGAAUGAUAGUGAACCUGUGGACACAGGCAGCACCAAUCCUUUCCGUGGUAAACUAAAGUCACCCGUCCUAGAUAGUCAUGGAGACAAGUCACAGGAGAAACUUUGGAACAUUCAACCUAAGCAGCUGGAUUCAGAUGCCAAUCAACUCAGCCAGCUUGUGAUCCUGGACCAAAUGAAGGACAAAGAUUCUGGACAGCAAACAGCCAUGUCUCCUGCUGCUGGUGAUCUUCCUGCAGAAACUCUCACCCAAGGGCAGGGCCGGGAAUCUAUGCUGUCUGUCUGGGACCGUGCAGAACCAGCAUUAACUCACAGAGAUGAAAAUGGAUGUGUUAGCACUGGGGUUUCACCCACUGAGUGCCAACAAGAGAACCAGUGGGAACCAGAAAAACCCUAUCUCAGCCACGUGACACAUUCAAGCACUCCCACAGAAAAUGCCCUCGAGAGCAAUGCCCCCACACAACUGAUGAGGAAGCUGGACUCUGAUUGGAAUAGCCCCAGCCCCAGCGAACCCCAACAUAACUUUGUUCCAGAUAUUUUACAUGGCAACUUCGAAGAGGGUGGGCAGCUGGCCUCGGCGUCACCUGAUUUGUGGAUGGAUGUCAAGCAACCCUUCAGUUUUAAAGUAGAUAGCGAGAAUCCUGAUAUAUUGACUCACUGUGACCAUGACAGCAACUCUCAGGCAUCCAGCAGCCCUGACGUGUGCCACGAUUCUGAAGGGGAGCAAAAGAUGGAGAAGCAUACUGCUGUUUACCUGGGACUUGAAGUGGAACCCAGUGAGUUUUCUCUCACCGAGCCAAACAUGAAUGAUGAACCAACUUGGGAACCUGAGCAGGAAAGUCUCCCACACAAUUCAGAACUCCAUUCCGAACACGCAAUGCCCUUGCCUCCAAUCGACAGUCAGAAUGAUAUAAAUAACUCAUCUAAGCCUGCCUCUUCAAGAAGUUCCCCAGAACCCUCUGAUAUGCGCGGAGACAACAACACAAGUGUAACAUCGAUGGAAGAAGACACCAACCCAGAGGUAGAAGCAGUGGACAGCGUGACGAUCCCAGGUCACUUCCCCAGAAGUGAAGACGCUGACACUUUUGAAGCUCACCAAGAGGUCAGUGUGGAAGUCGACGACUCUUGGGUGUCAAAAGACCUUUGUCCUGAAAGUCAGACAGGCACUAGAGCUCUGCUUGACUGUGAGCAACCGUUUGCUUCCGAGAGCCCUGCUGUACUUACGGACAUCUUCCUAACCUCAGACACCUGCCUGGAUGUAAGCGAAGCUGCCUUGGAUCACAGUUUCAGUGAUGCCUCCGGCCUCAACACUUCCACAGGCACUAUAGACGACAUGAGUAAGCUGACUCUAUCGGAAGGCCAUCCCGAAACACCAGUUGACGGGGAUGCAGGGAAGCAAGAUGUCUGUUCAUCUGAAGCUUCCUGGGGUGAUUUUGAAUAUGAUGCAAUGGGUCAGAAUAUUGACGAAGAGCUGAUGAGAGAGCCUGAACACUUCCUCUAUGGUGGUGAUCUUCCGUCAGAGGAAAGCGCGCUGAAGCAAUCACUGACACCAUACACACCCCCCUUUGAUUUGUCCUAUCUCACGGAACCUACUGGAUGCACUGAAACUGCACAGGGAGCUGAGUCUCCAGGUGAUGAAUCUCUGGGAAGUGACGCGGCAGAGAUGUUGCUUUCUGCUCUUCCAGAUCACAGGGAGGAAGACAAGGCUGAGACCAACAUCAGGAAACCUAGAUACCAGAUGACUGUGUUGCAUAUUCAUGAAGACCCUGAGGCUCUUUCAUCACCUGUGGGAGGAACAGGUUCCAAUAAUGAGUCAUCUCCAUCAAACAUUGACUGGGAAAUAGAAACAGAUAAUUCAGAUUCACCAGCAGGUGGCGACAUGAAACCACCAAACGGCAAGGAGAUACUGGAGUUAGAAGAAGAUGAGAAAGUAAUUCCCACGAAAGGGCCAAAGCAAACAGAAUUAGAAUACAAAGAAGAAAAACAGCCAGAGCAAAGUGAAGACCAUCAGGUACUAGCUGUGGACUACAUCCUUGUAAGCCAUGAAAAAGAUUCACCAUUGAAACCAGAGGCCAGGGAAGCAAGAGAAAACAUACCCGAAUUGGAACAAUUAUCCAUAGGUUCCAGAGAAACAGGGCUACCAGAGACUCAGUUAUCAGGCACCCCAGACACAUGUCAGUCUGAGUUUUUAAAUGAUGUCAAAGUUCAUUCUGCAGAGAGAAUGUCUUCGUCUUCCAACCACGAGAGUGCAUCUCUUGAAAACCCUGCACAAGACCAGAGUUGGAUGGUCUUGAGCCAUAGUGAGGUUGGUGACCCGCCUACAGAAACCAGGGACUCGGGGCCUGAGUCUCCUGGUAGAACUCCGGAGCCGUUCUUGAGUCUCAGUUUGGACAAGGGCCCCAAGUCCCAGGUUCUGGAAAGAAAUAAGCCUCUAAAUUCUUUAGCACUAGAGGAAGUUGCUGGUUUGAGCAGCCAAUCAAGGAACAUCGAGAGACAAGGUCAAGCUGGUCUAGAUGCAGUUCCAACCCAGGCGGCCACCCACGACAAUGAAUGGGAAAUGCUUUCGCCACAGCUCUCCCGGAAAAACAGGAACCCUCCACAGGAAAUGGAAGAAGAGACACAGUGCCCUGAGCCUGGACCCAGAAAGCCAAGACUGAAAGGACCCCCGUCAGAGGAUGAAGGAAUGGAUAUCCACUUCGAGGAGGGAGUGCUGAGUCCCAGUGCCGCAGACAUGAGGCCCGAACCUCCCAAUUCUCUGGAUCUCAAUGGCAGUCACCCUAGAAGAAUCAAGCUCACAGCCCCAAAUAUCAACCUCUCUCUGGACCAAAGUGAAGGAUCUAUUCUCUCUGAUGAUAACCUAGACAGUCCGGAUGAGAUUGACAUCAAUGUGGAUGAACUCGAUACCCCUGAUGAAGCAGACUCUUUUGAAUAUACUAACCAUGAAGAUCCCACGGCCAACAAAAGCUCUGGUCAAGAGUCAGAGUCUAUUCCAGAAUAUACGGCUGAAGAGGAGCGAGAAGACAACCGGCUGUGGAGGACGGUGGUCAUCGGGGAGCAGGAGCAACGGAUUGACAUGAAGGUCAUUGAACCCUACAGGAGAGUCAUUUCUCACGGAGGAGACUCAGGAUACUAUGGGGACGGUCUGAAUGCCAUCAUUGUGUUUGCUGCCUGCUUUCUGCCAGACAGCAGCCGGGCGGAUUACCACUAUGUCAUGGAAAACCUUUUCCUAUAUGUAAUAAGUACCUUAGAGCUGAUGGUUGCUGAAGACUACAUGAUCGUGUACUUAAAUGGUGCAACCCCAAGGCGGAAGAUGCCAGGACUAGGUUGGAUGAAGAAAUGCUACCAGAUGAUUGACAGACGGUUGCGCAAGAAUUUGAAGUCAUUCAUCAUUGUUCACCCAUCUUGGUUCAUCAGGACAAUCUUAGCAGUGACUCGGCCUUUUAUAAGCUCUAAAUUCAGCAGUAAAAUUAAAUAUGUGACUAGCUUAUCUGAGCUCAGUGGCCUGAUCCCCAUGGACUGCAUCCACAUUCCAGAGAGCAUCAUCAAGUAUGAUGAAGAGAAAUCUUUUAAGAGAAGUGUGAGACUGGAUGAAGAACUGAGGGAGGCAUCCGAAGCAGCUAAAACUAGCUGCCUUUACAAUGAUCCAGAAAUGUCUUCUAUGGAAAAGGACAUUGACAUGAAGCUGAAGGAGAAGCCGUAGCUGGCCUGCUGGAGGAGGACUCCCUUUCUGCUUGGUGAUUUUGCUGGGACGUACCUACCUGGAAGCAACAGGGAUGGUGACAUCUCCACUUUGCACCACCUGGUGCCAUUGGAAACUUUCAAGGAAAAGAGAAUUUGUUUACUGUUAACAUAUCCUAUGAAAUGUUGUGUCUUUUCCUAUUUUGCCAAUUACGUGCCUCAAUGAUUUUAGUUGAACCUUAGCAACUAAACCUUCCGUUUAGUUUUAUGGACCUUCCAUUUUUACUAUUAUGCUAAUCUUCGGUGCAGUGGGACUUGGUUCCUUAGACUGGUUUUUACCAAAAGCAUAGCCUAGUUCUGCUGUUAGACAGAUGUGGAUAUGUUUCUGUAGACUGACUGAAUCCCUACAGAGCUUCCUUCUAGAUUCAGGAUGCACAGGGCUUGCCUUGUCCCAGGAACAUGGCUUUCUGGAACUCUAUGAAAUGCUGAACUUGAAUAGGACAGACAGACAGAUAUAAAAUCCUCAUCAGCUAAGGCAUCUGCCCCCUUCCUGUCCACAUCUUUCAGUUUUUCAAAAGGACCCGGGCUUUCUAACCCAUGCAAGCUUUACUUUAUAUUUCUGCAUGUAAAUUGCUCUUUUACAACAUCAUCUUCUAGUGAGCUUUGAAGAACUGCAUCUUGUGAAACUUAAGACGAGCUAUGCUUCAGGCCACAGAACAGGCUCCAACCUUUACACUUCGUCCAACUCCAAGGUGGCCCACUGAGAAAUCACUGGGUAACAUCGAAUCGUCCAAAAUUAACACUCAGAUGCAUUGCAAAAGCAAUCUGCUUGAGGAAGUUUAAAAUUAAAUACAAGUAUAUACUAGCCUUUAUGAAAUAGCUCAUUUCUUGUUUUUUAUAUGCCCCUAAAUUGUUACGGCAAUUUCCAGUCUGUGGAUCUCCAGCAGAGGUUGGCAAGCUGUACCGAGGAGGCUAAGGCUCCAAAGCAAGAGAAGGUGGCUUCCACACUUACAGUUGAAAACAAAAAUUACCACUUAACUGUCUGAAGCUUCUUUUACUCAUUCUCCACCAGAACUGAACAGUGACAACAGACAGUUCUUCACAAAGCCAGAACACUAUCUUUACAGGAGAAAAAACAAAGUGUGCUGACCCCUACGAGACCAAAUAUCCAUUCCCUCCCUGGUCUCCCUGCUCUGAGUAUUUAUUUAAAUGCUUUCCCCAACUGAGUACACAGAGGUGGUUGUAAUCUCAUUUGGUUUUGUCAAAAACAUUUUUAUUUUCUUUCAAGGCAGGAUCUCACCAUGUAGCCCAAAUUGGCCUAGAACUCACUAUGUAGACCAAGUCAGCCUCAAAGUUGUGGCAAUCCGCCUGCCUUAGCCUCCCAAGUGCAGGUAUUAUUAUAGGCUUGCACCAUCAUAUCUGGACUUGUAAAGAAAAUUUCGACAUUUACAGACAGUGAAACAUCACCUGUGGCCUACUGAGAAAAGCGAUGGGUCUUUCUCACAAAAGUGUGGCUCUCUUAAAGCAUGGGAUUGCUAGACUCAAACUGAAAAUGUCCGAAAACUCUUUAGACUCACUCACUCUUCAAAGUCAUCCGUUACCAAGCAGCUGGCAAGACAGGCCCUGCCUGGUGGCUUUGUAGGAGAGCUGCAGACACUCUGAGCCCUGAAGAAGUCUCCUCAACAGGGAGGCUUCUUAGCCCAGGUGCCAGAGGUCUUCUGACUUUAUCUGCUUCAUGUCUGUUUCCAAUCUGUCUUCCGUACAAGCUCACACAAUAUACGUGAGCCGGUCGGUUCCCUUCCCUUCAUAAAGCUCCAUUAUUUACUUUCACCUGUUGAUCCUGUUCAACUUAGUUUUUUUUACCUUUGUCUUUUUUUCAAUCUCCCUUCUCUCUCUCUCUCUUUUUUUUUUUUUUUUUUUUUUUUUUUUUUUUUUUUUGCUAAUUCGAUAGAAAAACCUCAGAAUCAUCUAGGCUCCCACAGCCUGCCCUGCCCUUUGGAAGCCCACCUCAAACAUCAUGGUGAUAGGAAUAUAGUUACCCAAUAUCCUGAUUCGCUCACCUGCUUAACAUAUUAACUCCUUUAUAUUCCAUUCUGGAAGAUGAAUUUCACAUUUCCCCUAGCCAUGUUAAACUUAUGUUGUUGUGAGAACUGCAGAGUUUGGCUCAGCAGAUCUGUAGACAUGGGACUCUUUUCAUAACCAACCAGACAUGGCAACAGGCAAACAGGCACACCAUUCACACUUUCUCUGAGUCUGUGUAUGGAAAAUGACUCACUCGUGUGGCAUGGCAAAGUAAAUUUAAUGUGAGCAGUUUCACGUCAAUGAUAUUUGGAAAAUCCUAUGGGCUGUAAUACCAUUACAAUAUUUAAGCACAUGUUAUCUUACUAUCUUCAAAAAACAAGUUACUUUAAUUGCAUGUGCUAGAGAAAAGCUAUCAUGCUCAUCAAAUGAAUAGGCUUCUAGGGAAUUCUGGGAAAAUAGCCCAUAAACAGGUAGAUGUAACUCUCACGUCGCUCAGCUGUAGCGCCUGCACCCUGGGCAUUCUUGCUUUGGUCUGGACUGCCAGGACCUGCUUUGCACUUUUUCCUGUAGAUUUGUAGUUAAGGGAACACCGAGGGGUCAUUGAGGCAGGAGUGGUGUUCACUCUGAGUUCCAGCUAGUACUUAGCUGGAUUUUGACUAAGGCUGAAACAAAAACCUUCACAGAAGGUAGUUGUUGAAGAGUGAGAACAACUGGGGGUGGAGGAAGACCCCAAAGUUCCUAUUGAAGCCAUACAGUGUUAUAUAAGGUUCCUCCCUAGGGCAUACUGAUGAGCAAAGAGGCCACCCUCCCUAGCACACAUCCUUAGGAUGUAACUUUGAGAGUCCCUUCAUGGUUCUGCACAACCCUUGUCUUAUCACUAUGCCCCAGUGGUCUGCUACUUUAGGAAUAUCUAGGUGUGCACAAACUUAACCUUUUCUAUAUCUAAAGAGUUUUCUACGUGUAUCGGAUUGCUCAGAAUAAAGUAUAUAUUAGACGAGUUUUGGUAAAGAAAUAAAUUCUAUCUGGAUAGUAUGGUUUAAAAAUAUGAAAAUAUGUUAAGAACACAAUGUAUUGCUAUACCCUUACUGUGUAAUUCAGAAAUAAAAAUAGAUUCCACACAUUGUGGUUUCCUCUUUCAACUCAG